CUCAAUCUCUAUCUCUAUCUCUAUCUCAAUUCAAAAUCUCUCACUUUCACUCUCUCCUCUCUCUCUCUCUCUCUCUACAAUGGCCGGAAGAGGAAAGUCUCUGAACUCUGGCGCCGCCAAGAAGUCCACCUCCCGCAGUAGCAAGGCCGGUCUCCAGUUCCCCGUCGGCCGAAUCGCUCGCUUCCUCAAAGCCGGCAAGUACGCCGAACGCGUCGGCGCCGGCGCUCCUGUCUACCUCGCCGCCGUCCUUGAAUACCUCGCCGCUGAGGUUUUGGAGUUGGCUGGGAAUGCGGCGAGAGAUAACAAGAAGAGCCGAGUGGUGCCUCGUCACAUUCAAUUGGCGGUGAGGAACGAUGAGGAGCUGAGCAGGUUGCUUGGUGCUGUGACGAUUGCGAAUGGUGGUGUGAUGCCCAACAUUCACACUCACUUGUUGCCUAAGAAGGCUGCUAGCGCUGCAUCUUCAAAGGCUGAAGAUUAGGUUUGGGGUCGACUCUUGUGAAGGAUAUAUACUCUACAAGUUUCAAGAUUAGGAUCAAAUUAGCAGGUUUAGGGUUAGCUUUGAUUUUUAGUAGUGUGUAUGAUACCUUUGCCCAGUUGUUGCCUUGUGUUCAUCUUACUUAGAGGUAUUUGCAGAAUGAAAAUUUGAACAUUUUCUUAUGAAACUAUUACUUUUGUGGCUUAAA
Messenger RNA from Cornus florida, 683 nucleotides. Its product is annotated as probable histone H2A.3. Gene Ontology annotation, molecular function: protein heterodimerization activity; structural constituent of chromatin; DNA binding. Gene Ontology annotation, cellular component: nucleosome. NCBI's taxonomy places the organism in Eukaryota, Viridiplantae, Streptophyta, Magnoliopsida, Cornales, Cornaceae. Bases 80 to 478 code for a protein of 132 amino acids. The transcript has 2 exons. The record is from RefSeq and is a predicted model, not a curated record.